CAUUGCCCUCCCCUCCCUCACCAAAGCACAGCACAUACAUGGCGAUGGUGUGUGUGGAGGCGUUGGAGGGGGGCUACAGCUACAGCUACAAAAGAAAAGGGGGAAAAAGAAGGAGCUGAAAAGGAAAAGGCAGAGCUCCUCUCCCCUCCCCUCCCUUCCCUCCUCCCCUUUUCUCCCCUCCCAAUUCAUCACAGGAUUCACUCCCCAGCUGGGUGUUUCUUUUCUUCCCUUCCUUCCUAGCAGCCAGAGGCAGCCAGUGGUGGUGCCCAUUUCCUCGCUCUGAUCCAAGCCUUUCGCUCAAAGCCCCCGGCUUUUGCCGAUUGUUUGGUCACUUCAAGAAUCUCGGAAUAUGUUCUUGCUCCUGCCGCCGCCCCUGCUCUGAUCCGUCCACCCCUCCUUCGAGCCAAGCCAGCCCAAGCCAGCCCAGGCCCCUGUCGCGCUCUCCCUCUCUUUCUUUCUCCGGCGGCAUUUGAGUUCUCUGCAAGGAAAGGAUUCUGGCGGCCUGGUUUUGGCUGUGAUUGGGAUCCAAUUUUGGGGGCGGGUUCGCCGUCGUGUGGAGCGAGGCUCCUUUCUUGGCGGGGCAGGAAUUUGGGAUGAUUUCUCGGGUUCUUGAAGGCGGGGAGACUCUCUGACGACCCGCCCCUCCGCCGUUUCUGGGGGAAAUUCUGGGCGGUUUCUGCGGAAUUUGCGUCGAUUCGGGGCCGUUGAGCUCGGUUCUUGAUCCGCGGGCUCCAUGGGUCUCUGUCAUGGGAAGCCCUCGCGAAUCCCGGAGCCCAAGGCGGAGGAGGAGCCGCGCGUGGCCUCCGGGACCGGCGAUGCCGCCGGUGGCGCCGCCGCCUCGCCGGCGCAGGCGGCCGCCGCGGCGAAGCCGGGCACGCCGAAGCAGCCCAAGUUCCCCUUCUACCUGCCGAGCCCGCUCCCGGCGUCCAGCUACAAGGGCUCGCCGGCCAACUCGAGCGUGGCGUCCACGCCGGCGCGCGGCGGCUUCAAGCGGCCCUUCCCGCCGCCGUCGCCGGCCAAGCACAUCCGCGCGCUCCUGGCGCGGCGGCACGGCUCCGUCAAGCCCAACGAGGCGUCCAUCCCCGAGGGCGGCGAGCCGGAGCUGGGCCUCGACAAGAGCUUCGGCUUCUCCAAGCACUUCUUCGCCAAGUACGAGCUCGGCGAGGAGGUCGGCCGCGGCCACUUCGGCUACACCUGCGCCGCCAAGGCCAAGAAGGGCGAGCACAAGGGCCAGGACGUCGCCGUCAAGGUCAUCCCCAAGGCCAAGAUGACAACAGCCAUAGCAAUUGAAGAUGUCAGAAGAGAAGUGAGGAUACUGAGCUCUCUGACAGGCCACAGCAACCUAGUGCAGUUCUAUGAUGCUUUUGAAGAUGAAGACAACGUGUAUAUAGUUAUGGAAUUGUGUAAAGGAGGCGAACUACUUGAUAAGAUAUUGGCAAGAGGUGGAAAGUAUUCUGAAGAGGAUGCAAAGGUUGUUAUGCUGCAAAUUUUGAGUGUAGUAUCAUUUUGCCAUCUUCAAGGUGUUGUUCAUCGGGAUCUGAAACCAGAGAAUUUUCUAUUCUCAUCAAAGGAGGAAAACUCACCCUUGAAGGUCAUAGACUUUGGCUUGUCUGACUUUGUAAAGCCAGAUGAAAGACUCAAUGACAUUGUUGGAAGUGCGUAUUAUGUUGCUCCCGAGGUGCUUCAUCGAUCUUAUGGCACGGAGGGAGAUAUGUGGAGCAUUGGAGUAAUUGCCUACAUUUUGCUUUGUGGGAGCCGACCUUUCUGGGCACGCACAGAAUCAGGAAUAUUCCGAGCUGUCCUUAAGGCGGAACCAAGUUUUGAUGAGGCCCCAUGGCCUACUCUCUCUGCUGAAGCCAAAGACUUUGUAAAAAGGUUGCUUAAUAAGGAUUACCGCAAGAGGAUGACUGCCUCACAAGCUCUCAGUCACCCAUGGAUCCGUGAUGCACAACAAGUCAAAAUUCCUUUAGAUAUGAUAAUCUACAAGCUUAUCCGAGCUUAUAUCAGUUCAUCUUCAUUGCGGAAGUCUGCUUUGAGGGCCCUAGCUAAGACAUUGACAGCAAAUCAACUCUUUUAUCUAAAAGAGCAGUUUGAAUUGUUGGGUCCAAACAAGAGUGGUUUUAUCUCCUUGCAAAAUUUGAAAUCGGUUAGUAAUCCUAUAUUCGUCAUUCAGUCCAGUUUACAGCACGCAGUUGCUGAAAAAGGCAAAUGGAACUUGCAGGCUCUGGUGAAGAAUUCUACGGAUGCAAUGAAGGAUUCCAGGGUUAUUGACUUUGUUAACACGGUAUGCACCCUUCAGUACAGAAAAUUGGAUUUCGAAGAGUUUGCGGCUUCCGCCAUCAGCGUAUAUCAGAUGGAAGCUCUGGAGACCUGGGAACAGCACGCUCGGCGCGCGUACGAGCUGUUCGACAAGGAGGGCAACCGGCCUAUCGUGAUCGAAGAACUUGCUUCGGAACUCGGCCUCGGCCCGUCGGUGCCCCUCCACGUCGUCCUCCAGGACUGGAUCAGGCACGCCGACGGGAAGCUGAGCUUCCUCGGGUUCAUAAAGCUCUUGCACGGAGUUUCUUCCCGGUCGAUCCCGAAAGCCUGAGACGGAAAACAAGCAUUAUUAUUGUUGCAUCAAUUCAAACCUAGGAGAUGACUGAUGGCUAAGCCACCGCCAAUCUCUCGCUGGUGUCUGUGUGCGUGGACGACUACUGUUUGAGGUGGCUGGAGGAGAACGAUGGCUUGCGACCGACCGAAACGGAAGAGAAGCCGACAGUCUUUGUGUAAGAGGUAAGAAGAUAAAAAGAAGGUUGUUGCUUGAUGCUUAUGACUACUACUGUAGUAGCUACUAGUGCUUGCUUGUAACCCUCCCUCCCCCCCGUGCCACGUGGAUUGAUGAUGGUGUUGUAUUAAGCUGCUGUGUAGACGGAUGUACAGAUGAGGAUAGGAAGAAAAGAAUAUGAAUUGAAAGGGCUUAGCUGUUGUUGUUAUGGCUUGGAGACUGCUGGUUGUCGUCGUCAGUGUCCUUCUUUUGUUGUCUUAAAUAAGGUGUAUGUAUGUCGUGGA
Messenger RNA from Aegilops tauschii subsp. strangulata, 3051 nucleotides. RefSeq names its product calcium/calmodulin-dependent serine/threonine-protein kinase 1. Gene Ontology annotation, molecular function: calcium ion binding; ATP binding; protein kinase activity. The record is from RefSeq and is a predicted model, not a curated record. Gene Ontology annotation, biological process: protein phosphorylation. NCBI's taxonomy places the organism in Eukaryota, Viridiplantae, Streptophyta, Magnoliopsida, Poales, Poaceae.